AUGCCCGACCCAGCUCUGAACUCGCUCCUCGCGCUCGGCAUCGACAAGCAGAAGGCGGCGUUCGCUCUGCGGGAGCACGGCGGAGAGGUCGAGGCUGCAGCAGACUGGUGCCUCUCGGAAGGCGCAAGCUGGACGCCCGCCUCCCUCCUCGAGACCGCCUUCGCCCCACCACCCGCCGCCGCUCGCCGCUCCCCCUCUCCUCCACCCUCCUCCUCCUCCUCUCGCACCCGCCGCACCGACGACCCCUCGAAACCGCCCGGGUGGAAGCCCGUCCCGCACCGCGCCCUCACGCCGGGCACGCCCGUCCGUAUCACGCUCAAGCAGGACCAAGGCACGGGCGUCACGCAGGAGGGGGUCGUCGCCGAGCGGUUGACGAGGGGAGACCACCCGCGAGGGGUCAAGGUGCGGCUCGAGGACGGGCGCGUCGGGAGGGUCGUGUGUGUCGUCAAGCCGUGA
Messenger RNA from Rhodotorula graminis WP1, 456 nucleotides. RefSeq lists its product as uncharacterized. Gene Ontology annotation, molecular function: protein binding. The record is from RefSeq and is a predicted model, not a curated record. The coding region runs from base 1 to 456 and encodes 151 amino acids. NCBI's taxonomy places the organism in Eukaryota, Fungi, Basidiomycota, Microbotryomycetes, Sporidiobolales, Sporidiobolaceae. The transcript has 2 exons.